CAUAACACCGGAUCAUGCCUGACGAUGCGAGACAUACAACGCCGCCGCGGCGUGCAGACGGGCCUGCUCGGGUUCCCAUCACGCCAGAGCAAGUUCGGCGCAUGGAAGAGAGCCGACUCAGAGCGAAAGCUUUAAGAUCACAGCAAGACGCAGCCGCUGCACGAGCAGCAGCGAGUAGGACUUCCGCCCCGCCGACUGCAGGUCAAAAACGAGCACAUGCCACCAUAAGCACAUCCGACGUUCCCGCUACGAGUCGAGACGCUCGCAUCACGCCGUCGAAAUUACCGAGCAGCAACAAUGGCCUCGCGCAGGUGCAAGAUACGGGCAUUCGAGCGGCGAGGAAGUUUCAGAAGUUCGUGGAGUAUGACUUCAGUAAGAUGACAGAUACCAAGGGUGGUUUCAUGACCCAUGAAGACGACCCGUACAACAAGACGUUGAACCAGCCUGGGGAGGAUGGCAAACCCGCGAACAUGACAUUGAAAGAGUGGGAGCAGCAGCAAUUGCAACGCCGAUUACGUGCUCAGAAAGCCGGACCGUACGAGCCUGGCCUCUCCGUCUUCGAUCAGGCCACGGCGAAAAAGUGUCGAGAGUGCGGCACAUUGGAGAUAGACUGGACAUGGGAUGAAGUAUUCCACUGUCAAGUAUGCCAUUCUUGUAAGGAAAAGCUUCCUGAUAAGUACUCGCUUCUCACCAAGUCCGAGGCCAGGGAGGACUAUCUCCU
Messenger RNA from Zymoseptoria tritici IPO323, 721 nucleotides. RefSeq lists its product as uncharacterized. Gene Ontology annotation, biological process: base-excision repair; nucleotide-excision repair, DNA damage recognition; UV-damage excision repair. Gene Ontology annotation, cellular component: nucleotide-excision repair factor 1 complex. The record is from RefSeq and is a predicted model, not a curated record. NCBI's taxonomy places the organism in Eukaryota, Fungi, Ascomycota, Dothideomycetes, Mycosphaerellales, Mycosphaerellaceae. Gene Ontology annotation, molecular function: damaged DNA binding. The annotation marks the transcript as partial. The transcript has a single exon.